AUGGACGAUCAGGAUUUGGAGUUGGAGAAGGCGAGAUUGAUUAGCUUGGCCCUUGAAUUCGGAUUCGACGAGGACUCUGCCAACGAGUGCUUGGAUCGCCUUGUUCGCCUCUAUGGUGAUGAUGGACGAGAUUUCAUCACUGUGGAGCACUGUGGUGAUGACUUUCUGGCAUCACUUGCCGAGUUUGUACCAGAUACUGAGGAUUGGGAUGAUGUCCAAGCCAUGGAAUUAGAAGCAUGUGGAGCUUUGUCUCAGAUACUGGAUAAGGAUCUAUCUAAGAAUUAUGCUUUCAAGGAUACACAAGGGAGUAGCCAUAUUAAUGAAUCUCUUGAACCUCAGAAGCAUCAAAAUAUCAUGCAUUUGGAUUCUUCAACCGACGAUGAAGAGGAACGCACCGUUGCUCCAACUGAUUGUUCACGUUCAUCAGUUACCCAAGAACAGUAUGGAAAUGCUCAGGGAACUCUCACAUACGCAGAGCUGCAGAAACUGGAUGAUAUUGAAUUGGCGAAUGUCGUUGUAUUUGGUAAUAGAAGUUUUCGGCCGUUGCAGUAUCGGACUUGUAAAGCAUUUCUUGAUAACCAUGACUGUUUUGUUCUAAUGCCCACUGGAGGGGGUAAAAGUCUUUGCUACCAGCUACCAGCCAUUUUACGACAAGGUGUUACGAUUGUUAUAUCUCCACUCCUUUCCCUCAUUCAAGAUCAGAUUGUUACAUUGAAUCUCAAAUUUGGAAUAGCUGCGACUUUCUUAAACUCUCAACAGAAGACCUCACAAGCUGCAGCCAUUCUUCAAGAAUUGAGGCAACAUUUCACUUGUUUGGAUGUUUCUAGGAAAGACAAGCCUUCAUGCAAGCUUCUAUAUGUGACUCCAGAAAGGAUUGCUGGAAACCUUUCGUUUCAAGAGGUCCUAAAAUGUCUGCACUCAAAGGGACAAUUGGCAGGAUUUGUUGUUGAUGAAGCCCACUGUCUGAGCCAGUGGGGGCACGACUUCCGUCCCGAUUAUAGAGUACUAGGAUGUCUUAAGCAGAAUUUCCCACGUGUUCCUCUCAUGGCUUUAACUGCCACUGCGACUGAGACAGUACGUAAGGAUAUCUUAAAUUCCUUGAGAAUCCCCCGUGCAAUGGUUCUCGAGACAAGUUUCGAUAGGCCCAACCUUAAGUACGAGGUAAUAAGUAAAACUAAAGAACCACUCCUUCAGCUCGGGAAACUACUGAUGGACCAUUACAAGAAUUUAUGCGGAAUUGUGUACUGCCUCUCCAAAAACGAAUGCGUGGAGGUCUCAAAGUUUCUUAACGAGAAAUUCAAGAUCAAAGCCGUAUAUUACCAUGCUGGUUUGGCUGCUCGUCAGAGGGUAGCUGUUCAGAGGAAAUGGCAUAGUGGGGAAGCCAACGUGGUUUGUGCCACCAUAGCUUUUGGGAUGGGAAUCGACAAGCCGGACGUGCGUUUUGUUAUUCACAACACCAUGUCCAAAUCAAUUGAGAGCUACUAUCAGGAAUCGGGCAGGGCUGGACGUGAUAAUCUUCCCGCCACAUGCAUUCUUCUGUACCAGAAAAAGGAUUUCAGUCGGGUGGUAUGCAUGCUUAGGAGCGGGCAAGCAGGUAAAAGGGAAAGCUUCAAGUUAGCCAUGGACCAAGCACGGAAAAUGCAAGAAUACUGUGAACUUAAGGACAAAUGCCGUAGGCAAGCUCUACUCGAACACUUUGGAGAAUCCUUUGAUCAAGUUGCCUGCAAAACUGGUUCCAGUCCUUGUGACAACUGCCUCAAGUUAUCUUCAUGA
This is a messenger RNA of Striga hermonthica, 1773 nucleotides long. Lineage: Eukaryota; Viridiplantae; Streptophyta; Magnoliopsida; Lamiales; Orobanchaceae. The record is from the annotation of a GenBank genome assembly.